AUGGCGAUUGAUCAAGAUGUUGGGGAUUUGUUGAUUAUGGGGGAUUCUGAUUUGAUUAUCAGGCAAGCCCAGGGUGAAUGGGAAACUCGAGAUGUCAGGCUUAUUCCUUACCGGCAGCACGUAGAGGAUCUCAGCAAGCGGUUCAGAUCAGUAGAGUUCAGGUAUAUUCCGCGAUGUCACAAUGAAUUAGCUGAUGCACUUGCCACUUUAGCUUCAAUGUUACCUUAUCCAGGAAACGCCCACCUCGAUCCCUUGGAAAUCCAAAUCAGGGAAAGACAUGGUUACUGCAACGCCAUCGAG
Molecule: messenger RNA, 300 nt
Organism: Nicotiana tabacum (common tobacco)
Lineage: Eukaryota; Viridiplantae; Streptophyta; Magnoliopsida; Solanales; Solanaceae
Source: RefSeq, a predicted model, not a curated record